Saccostrea echinata is the source of this 4389-nucleotide messenger RNA. RefSeq names its product CCR4-NOT transcription complex subunit 7-like. Gene Ontology annotation, cellular component: CCR4-NOT complex; P-body; CCR4-NOT core complex. The record is from RefSeq and is a predicted model, not a curated record. The transcript is spliced from 7 exons. Gene Ontology annotation, molecular function: nucleic acid binding; poly(A)-specific ribonuclease activity. Bases 175 to 1068 code for a protein of 297 amino acids. Lineage: Eukaryota; Metazoa; Mollusca; Bivalvia; Ostreida; Ostreidae.
GCACCUUGAAGACUUGACCAUUAUAGAAAGAAAUGUAGACGCCUCAGCACUACUCACUGAUUAUUUAAUUGCUCCUGCAGUUAAGCACAAUAUCUCGAAUAUAGAUAAGUGAGAGGCGUAAAAGUAAUCUAGAAGUGUUGGAAGGCGGGGUUUGGUAGGAGCAGAUAUGCUGAUAUGCCUUCGGUAGCACAGACUGAGUAUGGCAUCAAGGAUGUCUGGAACAGCAAUCUGGAAGAAGAGUUUAAAAAGAUCCGCCAUGUCAUUCAACGAUACAGAUUUGUUGCCAUGGAUACAGAAUUUCCGGGAGUUGUAGCACGGCCUAUAGGAGAGUUUAGAAGCACAUCAGACUAUCAGUAUCAACUUCUUCGAUGCAAUGUAGACUUACUAAAAAUUAUCCAGGUGGGCCUUACUUUUAUGGAUGAAAAUGGACAGACGCCAUCCCCUAUAUCUACAUGGCAGUUCAAUUUCAGAUACAAUUUAACAGAAGAAAUGUAUGCUCAGGAGUCAAUAGACUUGCUACAACAUUCAGGCAUUCAGUUCAAGAAGCAUGAGGAAGAAGGCAUAGAUGUGAACGACUUUGCUGAAUUGUUAAUGACAUCAGGAAUAGUGCUAAGUGACCAAGUCAAAUGGCUUUCAUUUCACAGUGGUUAUGACUUUGGUUACCUCUUGAAGAUUUUAACCAAUACACAGUUACCAGCGGAGGAGGUCGAUUUCUUUGAAUAUCUGAGAAUUUACUUUCCGAACAUCUAUGAUGUCAAGUAUCUGAUGAAGAGUUGUAAAAAUUUAAAAGGAGGUUUACAGGAAGUUGCAGAACAGUUAGAGAUUACAAGGAUCGGCCCUCAACAUCAGGCUGGAAGUGAUAGUUUACUAACAGGAGCUGCUUUCUUCAAAAUGAGAGAGAUGUUCUUUGAGGACAAUAUUGAUGAUGCCAAAUAUUGUGGACACCUUUAUGGACUUGGUACUUCUUAUGUUCAGAAUGGCUCAGGAUAUGAAAGUUUGACAAGUUAUCAAAACCACAAUUCCACGCCCACAGUGGAAGAUUCCAACUCAGUGUCAGCAAGUUCAUAGAGCAAUCAGAACAUUCUUCUGCACUUUGCAGUCAGCACCCAGGAAAAGAAAAUGGCAGCAUUUUCAUGGAUCACAACACUUUGUGGCAGCUAGAAGGAGGAAAGAUUCAAUAUUUUAGUCCUUGAUCUUCAAGUCUUCUCUUAAAUCAGCGACAGUGUUUCUGUGAGAGAGUCAGUGUCAGCUGAAUGAAUUGUUUUAAUUAGUAUCUCGAUUUACUUCAUUGGUUUUGAAUCUCUGUACAUGCAGUGCAAGGUGAAAUGAUUGACUUUUUUUUUUUUUCAAAAUAAUUGGUAACUUAAGAUACUGUUUGCCUUAAAGCAUUUUAUAGCAGAGUAUUUAUGGUUUUCCAUUUCAACAUGAAAAAUUAAGAGUAUUUAUUAAAGCAUAAAGUGUCUCAGGCUCUCAUUUGGAAAGGCUGGCAACCCUACAAAAAUGAAUGGACAAAAAUUUAGAAUGACUUUUUAAAAUUUUAAGACUGGUUCCUCAAUGUUUAAAAGAUAUUUUUUUUUACCACAAAAGAUAUUUAAAAGCUCAUUUUAAGAUUGACUUUCCUAUGCCUUUUCUAGUAAUCCUGGCAAGUGAUGCCAUUUUCUUUGCUUUGGUAGAGGGCUGCCAAUUUUGCCAAUUUUUAAUAAGGUUUUUUCUCCAUUUUUGAUAUUCUUUGUGAACAAGAGAACUAAAACUGUGUUAACAAGUUUGUAUAUAAAUCUUUUGGUAAUUUUUUACAAAGAGUAUUCAAAAUUUGAGAAAAGCCAUUACACCUGUGCUCCUGUCUAUCUGUAUAAAGGCAUGAGGUUCAUUGUCAGAAAUCUACUGUAUACAUGUUCAAAUGGGGCCACAAAUACAUGUAUCCUAUUUUGUCCUUUCUUUUGCAUUGAAAAAAAUAUAUAUAUUUCCAAGAAUUUUCUACAUUUUGCUUGUACCCUUCUCUUGCAUUGCAGCACUGUAUUUAAUGAAAUUGAUUAAUAAUGCCAUGAAAACAUGUAAUGUGUGGAUAAUGAAUUUUUCUUUGGAAAGUUAAUAAUCUAAAAUUCCAUUUGAUAGUCAAUGUUUGACAUAUAAAGGGAAUGUGAUAUUACAUGACUUUGCUUUUAAUUAUCUUUGUUAGUAUCUUUUUAACAGUAGAAUCUGUGAUCUGUCAUUGUGCAAUUUUCAUAUACAAUGUUAAAUCUGAUGUUACUCUUUAUUUUUUAUGAAGAAAAGAUGGACACAAACAUUGCAGGUGAAAAUUUAAAGUUAAAAGAGUCAGAUUUAUAUUUUUUUUUUCUUUUUCACUGACAAAUUGAUUUUUAUUAUUUUGUAUCUUGUCCAUGACGAUAUUGAGACAGACUGGAGAUUGAAAAAAGUAGUAUGAUGUUUGGAACAUUCAUUCUCAACUGGAAUUUUAGAGAAGCAGUCUGUCAUAAUAUAAUCAUUGUAGUCCAAAAAUUUCAAAAGGAAAUCAAAAGGAAAAUAUUGACAUGUUUUACAUAUUUCAAAGAAAAACAUAACAACACUUUUAAUGCAUACAUUCUCUACUUUUUUGUUGUUUUUAAUUUUAUAAGACAUCAGCCAAACUUGUGGUUGUCAGUUAAAAGCCAUUAAUGGAUUUAGCUGUCAAACCAGAGAAAGAUUUUUAAAUGUUUUUUAAACAACAGUUUUAAUUACCAGCAUCAAAUGUCAAGGUACUUUUUCAAAUAUUAGUAUCGAAGAUGCUGUACGUGAAAAUUUAGCUUGUCAAAGAUGGUGCGUAUUGUGAGUAAUGCUUUGGAGACAGUUAUUUGCUCAGUGUGUUUAAGUCAUGUAAUUUGGUUUCUAUUGUGUUAUUCUCAAAAUGGAUAUGGUCAGAGUUUUCCUAUUUUAGAAUCCAAAGGGCUUUCAUUACAUAUUUUGUCAUUAAAAUAGACAGCUUUGAUCAUAUCCUUCAUUCAGAAUUAAUUUUUAUUUUUCGAAAGUCAACACAUCUAUAGGUCAUUGUAUACAGUUGUUUUUUAAUUGAAUUUUUAUUUUAACAUUUUCCCAACUAUCUGUGUAGUUUUCAUAUUUUGUUACCAUAGAAACCCUGAAACUUGAUCUCAAUGUAAUACAAGUUUAUAGUUUGCUUUUAUUUCAUCAUAUUAAAAUCCAUAAAAAAUAAUACAGGUUAACUUCUUUGUUUUAAGUCUUUUUUUUAAACAUGUCUCUUGCAUUCAUGUUUGUUUUAUUGACAUACAUAAUUGAUUUUUUUUGUCCUUAUAUACAAUUUAUGUGAUGUGUUGGUAAUUUUCAAUCUCUUGUUGGAUGUAGAGAACUGAUUUCAUUAAUAAGUAAAUGAUUUUUUCCCUCUUGAUUAAUUUGAGACUGUGAUCUAUUUUAAGUUUCAAAAUGUGUUGAAAGUUUUAAUGGGUUGUCAGGCUGAAAUUGUACAUUGAAAUGAUGCUAGAAUGUUCAAUACUAAGGACAGUUUUACAUGCAUUAUGGAUGAAAGUGCUAUUUUAAUUGUCAAUGUAUAAUUCACCACAAAACUCUGACAUCCAAAGUUAGAACUGUUGUUUAUAUUAGGUACUGUUACACUGGAAUGGCUCCCCCUCCAACCAGCCACUUGAUAUUUGUUUGGUGUCAGAAGUCUUUUUUAUCAUGAUGCAUUAUAUGCAAAAUUUUAUCAUAAAUUCAUGUAUGUAUGUUCUUAGUGUUUUCGUACCAUCUCUAUCUUUUGAUUUUUAUUGUGAAUCAAAUUGACUAUGUGUACUUUUUUUGUAUUCAAAGUCUGUUAAAAUUAGAAAUUAAUUUUUUUAAAUCAAAUUCUAAAAAUAGUGUACACAUUUUCAAAGUAUUUAUUUAUUUACUUUGGAAAUUAAUAAAAAGAGAAGUUGAAAGAUUUCUAAAGUUUGGAUACCUGCAGUAGGUGUGAUGAGUGUUUUCAAAUUUUAGAAAGGACCAUUGUAAAAAUAUUGCUGGCAAAUAUUUUGCAAAGUGAAGUAAGGAUUUAUUUCACACAUAACUAUUUUGAUCAAAUUGAAAUGAUGUUUUAAGGUAUGUUUCAUUGUUAGAUUCUGAAAUUUUUCCAUUAUAAACUCAACGUAUGUUUAAAUUAGCUUAAUUUAGUAACUGUUUUCUCAAACUUGAAUUUAGAUCUCAGUGAUCACUUUUUUUGGUUUGUUUGUGUUGACAAUUACAUUGGUGUGUUCUUUGUUUUCAUUGGAGGGGGAGGGAUAUGAUGUAUGUUGGGCUGAUGUCUUGCUGUACAUUUUGUGUGUGGCCCCUUAUUAUUUUACUGUCGUCUAGAUGUAAUGGAACUGGUUGUCUUUUUAUGAAUUGUAAAUAAAUAUGUCAUGGGGAUGACCAGUCCAAUGAUAGCAUAAA